This is a messenger RNA of Pteronotus mesoamericanus, 2969 nucleotides long. It is a transcript of the gene ITIH2, whose product is annotated as inter-alpha-trypsin inhibitor heavy chain 2. Gene Ontology annotation, biological process: hyaluronan metabolic process. Lineage: Eukaryota; Metazoa; Chordata; Mammalia; Chiroptera; Mormoopidae. The transcript is spliced from 21 exons. The coding region runs from base 126 to 2969 and encodes 947 amino acids. The record is from RefSeq and is a predicted model, not a curated record. Gene Ontology annotation, molecular function: serine-type endopeptidase inhibitor activity.
GAGAGCUUUCUUGUUCAUUUUUCUACUUUUUAAGAACGAACUGUACUCCUCUGUUGCUCCUUUGAACUUUGGUUCAGUGAGGGGUGGAAUACUCCCCCAGCCCCUGCACUGGAGACAUUGGCAAGAUGAAAUGGCUCACAGGUUUUCUCGUCUGGUUCUUUCUUUCUGAGGUGCAAGGCUUCAAAAUCCCCAUCAAUGAGGAUCCAUAUUUUGUAGAAUAUGAAGAUCUUGUGGAACUGGCCCCAGGCAAAUUGCAAUCUGUGCCCGAGAACCGGAGGCAUCAGAGAAGUGUUUCUGGAGAAUCUGAAGAAACCACGGAAAAUGUUGAUCAAGUAACUCUUUAUAGCUACAAAGUCCAAUCCACUGUUACUGCUCGUAUGGCCAACACCAUGAUCCAGACCAAAGUGGUGAACAACUCCCCACAGCCUCAGGAUGUCGCGUUUGACAUUCAGGUUCCCAAAGGGGCCUUCAUUUCCAACUUCUCCAUGACUGUAGACGGCACCACAUUCACUAGUUCCAUUAAGGAGAAAUCUGUGGCCCGAGCGCUGUACUCACAGGCAAGAGCAAAAGGCAAAAGUGCCGGAUUGGUGAGGAGCAAUGUUCUUGAUAUGGAGAACUUCAAAACCAAAGUGAACGUCCUCCCUGGAGCAAAGGUGCAGUUUGAACUUCAUUACCAAGAAGUGAAGUGGAGGAAGCUGGGGUCCUAUGAACACAGGCUUCAUCUGCAUCCAGGACGGCUGGCCAAACACUUGGAGGUAGAUGUGUGGAUUAUUGAACCUCAAGGAUUAAAAUUUCUUCAUGUUCCUGAUAUAUCUGAUGGCCAUUUUGAUGGUGUUCCAGUCAUAUCUAAAGGACGCCAGAAGGCCCAUGUGUCCUUCAAGCCUACAGUAGCUCAACAAAGAAAAUGUUCCAACUGCUCUGAGACUGCAGUGGACGGAGAGCUGGUGGUAUUGUAUGACGUGAACAGAGAGGAGAGUGCCGGGAAACUUGAGGUAUUUAAUGGAUAUUUUGUCCACUAUUUUGCUCCUGAAAACAUGGAUCCAAUUCCCAAAAACAUCCUCUUUGUCAUUGAUGUCAGUGGCUCAAUGUGGGGAAUAAAAAUGAAACAAACAGUGGAAGCAAUGAAAACCAUAUUGGAUGACCUGAGAACUGAUGACCAGUUCUCUGUGGUUGAUUUCAACCACAACGUGCGAACCUGGAGAAAUGACUUAAUCCCAGCUACUAAAACACAGGUUGAAGAUGCCAAGAGGUAUAUUGAGAAAAUCCAGCCCAAUGGAGGCACAAAUAUCAAUGAGGCGCUCCUGCGGGCCAUCUUUAUUUUGAAUGAAGCCAAUAACUUGGGAAUGCUGGACCCCAACUCAGUUUCUCUGAUCAUUUUGGUUUCUGACGGCGAUCCAACAGUAGGUGAACUAAAGUUGUCAAAAAUUCAGAAAAAUGUGAAGCAGAACAUACAAGACAACAUCUCCUUGUUCAGUCUGGGAAUAGGAUUUGAUGUCGAUUAUGAUUUUUUGAAGAGACUAUCUAAUGAGAACCGUGGAAUUGCUCAGAGGAUUUAUGGAAAUCAGGACACUUCUUUCCAGCUCAAGAAAUUCUACAACCAGGUCUCUACUCCAUUGCUCCGGAAUGUUCAGUUCAACUAUCCCCAUACGUCAGUAACGGAUGUCACUCAAAACAGUUUCCAUAACUAUUUUAGAGGCUCAGAGAUUGUGGUGGCAGGAAAAUUUGACCCUGAAAAAUCACAGCAAUUACAGAGCAUUAUCACCGCAACUUCGGCCAACACAGACUUAGUUUUGGAGACACUUGCACAAAUGGAUGACUUGGAGGAUUUCUUAUCAAAAGACAAGCAUGCAGAUCCUGAUUUCACCAGAAAAUUGUGGGCCUACCUGACAAUCAAUCAACUUCUAGCUGAGCGAAGCCUGGCUACUACAGCAGCUGACAAAAAGAAAAUUACAAAAACAAUCCUGCAGAUGUCACUGGAACAUCACAUAGUGACCCCGCUCACUGCCAUGGUGAUUGAGAAUGAAGCUGGGGACGAGCGCAUGCUGGCCGACGCCCCUCCCCCGCAAGACCAUUCUUGCUGCUCAGGUGCCCUGUACUACGGCAGCAAGGUUGCUCCUACCUCACUCCCACCUUGGGCCAGCCUCUCACCGACACCCAGGGUCCCAAUGCCUGUGAAAGGAGCUCCUGUGCUUGAGUCCACUCCUCCUCCGCAUGUGAUGAGAGUUGAAAAUGACCCACACUUCAUCAUUUACCUACCAAAGAGUCAAGAGAAUAUUUGUUUCAAUAUUGACUCAGAACCUGGAAAAAUCCUCAACCUUGUUUCUGAUCCAGAAUCAGGGAUUUUGGUCAAUGGACAGCUCAUUGGUGCCAAGAAGCCCAGGAAUGAAAAACUAAGCACCUAUUUUGGAAAACUGGGAUUUUAUUUCCAAAGUGAAGACAUGAAAAUAGAAAUUAGCACUGAGAGCAUCAUCCUCAACCAGGGCACUCGUACGUCGGUCUUAUCCUGGUCUGACACAGCUCAGGUCAUUCAUCAGAGGGUGCUUGUCUCAGUGAAGAAAGAGAAAACCGUGACGAUCACCCUGGAUAAGGAGAUAUCCUUCUCUGUGUUACUUCAUCGCGUUUGGAAGAAGCAUCCGAUCAACGUAGACUUUUUAGGGAUCUACAUUCCCUCCUCAAACAAGUUUUCGCCUAAAGCACAUGGACUAAUAGGCCAGUUCAUGCACGAGCCAAAUAUACACAUCUUCAAUGAGCGGCCCGGAAAUCACCCUGAGAAGCCAGAGGCGACCAUGGAGGUGAAAGGACAUAAGUUGGUUGUCACCAGAGGCCUGCAGAAAGACUACCGAACAGAUCAAAUAUUUGGAACAGAUGUUCCCUGUUGGUUUGUACACAAUAGCGGAAAGGGUUUCAUCGAUGGACACUACAAGGAUUACUUUGUACCUCAGCUCUAUAGCUUCCUCAGAUGGCUUUAA